This is a messenger RNA of Sesamum indicum (sesame), 1024 nucleotides long. Lineage: Eukaryota; Viridiplantae; Streptophyta; Magnoliopsida; Lamiales; Pedaliaceae. The record is from RefSeq and is a predicted model, not a curated record.
UCUCACAGAAAUCGCCUUUCCUCAUCUCGCAGAAAUCGCCUACUGCCUUCACCUCUGUUCAUCUUCUUCCCAAAUUCUUCUUCUGAUGUAAAACAAUUCCAUGACCCAAGGGUUUAAUUCUAUACCGUUCCACUCCUCUCAACAUGGCGAGUAUUUUGAUCCGAUUGGAUUUCAGUUUUUAUCAACAUCGUUGAAGCAGCCUUGAUGCUCAAGGAAUCCGAGAGCAUGGUAACUACUUCAAAAAAACUUGAAGACAUUGUAUGAUAAUAUGACAGUGUUGAUAUACUGAUAUUGCUGUGUUUAUGAAUCCUGAAGUGAGAUUAGGACCCAUGUUGACUGAAAUGGUAAAAGAAAAGCUGAGUUUGGGGGCGAGAAUCCUUCAGGUUGGUGGAGUGGAGAAAGUGUUCAAGAAGAAGUUCAAAAUUGGUGACGAUGAAAAGUUGUUGAAGGCUUCUCAGUGCUAUUUAUCGACAACAGCUGGGCCGAUAGCUAGAGUACUCUUCAUUUCAAAUAAUAAAGUUGUCUUCUGCAGUGAGAGAUCCAUCAAACUCUCUUCUUCGACUGGAAAGCUACUCAAAGCACAUUAUAAGGUGAUCUGAGUUCCGAAUCGACUACUAUCAAACAACUCAAAUGAAUCCAGACCCCAAGAACUCCAAAGUCUUACCAUCAAACUUACCCAACUCGAAUGGUUGAAGGCACUCUCACUCAUUGUUCCCAGAUGAAGUCUUAGAGAAAUUCCUGUCACUCAUAGAUUCACACAAGGACAGGAACACGGUUUCCCUUGUCUGCAAAGACUGGUAUAACGCUUUUCUGAUUUCAAUAUGUUGCCGCGAGAAUAGGGUGCUAAUGUGCACUCCUCUGAAUUUUUCUCAAUUUUUAUGUGAUUUUUAGAAUUCAAAGUCGAUUCAAUUAUUGAUGGCUACUGUUUCGCCAUCAAUAAUUGUUGCCAUUGCAUGUGGUGCUAUGUAUCACUGCAGAAACUUUUCAGUCAAUUUUUGUAUACUCUGUACUCUUCUGAGACAUC